AUGGAGAUGCGCGCCGCCCGCAUGGUACAUUCAGCUGACUCUCUGUUGAAAUUAGUGUCGGAACUUAAGAGGACAGCCAUCUUUUCUGGGCUUGCUUCAUUGAAUGAGAAUGUGGAUAGGAGGAUUGAAGUGCUGGGUCAGCAAGCUGAGGGAACUGAGAGAAUGCUGGAGAGGAUUGGGCAGGAGGCAGCAGCAAGCCUCAAGGAGCUAGAGGCACACUACUACUCAUCUGUUGUGCGGUCACCAUCCUAUGAUUGA
Miscanthus lutarioriparius is the source of this 258-nucleotide messenger RNA. The record is from the annotation of a GenBank genome assembly. Lineage: Eukaryota; Viridiplantae; Streptophyta; Magnoliopsida; Poales; Poaceae.